Molecule: messenger RNA, 3987 nt
Organism: Meleagris gallopavo (turkey)
Lineage: Eukaryota; Metazoa; Chordata; Aves; Galliformes; Phasianidae
Source: RefSeq, a predicted model, not a curated record
UGGGACAUCAUUCAUUCCUGCUUUGCAAGAUAAAUCAUCAGGCGACUUCAAAGUCCUUGCCUUUGAUGUUGAACACUUGGGCCUCAAUGCCUUCUUGUAAUGAGGAGCACAAAACUGAAUACAUACUCAAGAUGUGGCCUUACCAGAGCUGAAUACAAAGGGACAAUCACCUCCCUGCUCCAGCUGACAACACUAUCUCAGAUACAAGCCAGAGUACCACUCGCCUUCUUGGCAACCUGGGCACACUGCUGUCUCAUGUUUAGACAAGUGUCGACCAACAUCCUCAGGUCCAUUAUAUUCUUUCUUUGUGAAAACCAGUGAAGCAUCAAAGAAAGUUUGCUGAUAUGAGAUUUCUCUUUUCUGUACAGAUACAAAAAAUCUUUCAAGCAAGUGAUCUGACAAAUAAAUUUGAGAGAUGUGAAAUUUUCCAGUUCAAGAACCCUGAAGAAGGUAAUGAAAUCUUGAAGACAUCUGAAACAGGUGUUGUUGUGAUCUUCGGCCUUUAUCUUACCCAGAGAAUAACAGCUGAGAUAAUAAAAAAUGAGUUACUUUCAGGUAUCAACGCAAAUGCAACUGAUCUUUCUCAGACCUUGAAAAUUGAUGUGAACAGCAUACAAAUCACAGUGGUUGCUGAAAAUCCUACUACUACAAUGCUGCCUUUAACUUCAUCAGGUUCAGAACAAUUCACAACAAGCAAGGCUGCAACAACUUCAGUUGAGUGCUCGUUGCCUGCUGAAAUUUGUGAUGAUGGAGUAACCUGCAUUGGGAAGGAUUUAUUUUGUGAUGGAAUCUUGGACUGCCCAGAUGGUUCAGAUGAAUCUGAAAAAAGAUGUGCUGCGAUUUGUGAUGGAAAAUUCAUGCUGACUGAUUCCUCUGGGUCUUUUCACUCUAUGAAUUAUCCAAAACCGUAUAAUGCAAAUAUUGUUUGCCAGUGGAUUAUACUAGUGCCUCAAGGGUUAUCCAUUAAGGUGAACUUCACUUCUUUUGAUACAGAACAGUUUAUGGACAAUUUAAAUAUUUUUGAAGGUAUAGGACAAAACAAGACUUUAAGAGCUUCUCUCUCAGGGUCUAAUCCUGAGACAGUUCACAUUUUUUCUCAUGAGGUUACAGCCACGUUUACAUCUGAUUAUUCUGAAAAUUGCAAUGGCUUUAAUGCAACAUACACUACUUUUAAUGCAAGUGAACUAAAAAAUUUUGAGAGAGUCAGUUGCACUUUUGAAGACGGCUUUUGUUACUGGAUACAAGAUUUAGAUGAUGAUUUAGACUGGGAAAGACAUCAGGGCCCUACCUUUCCCUUUAUGAGUGGUCCUGAUUUUGAUCAUACAUUUGGCAAUGUGUCAGGAUUCUAUAUUUCAACACCCACAGGACUUGGAGUUGAAGGAGGAAGAGUUCAAAUUCAAAGUUUGCCUUUGAUCUCUUCAGAUCCAUCUUGUCUAAGUUUUUGGUAUUACAUGUACAGUCCUAACAUUUACCGUUUAUGCGUUAGCAUAAGAAGUGAAAAUGGUCUGGAAAAGGUAAUUUUCCAGAAAGAAGGAAACUAUGGAAAAAACUGGAUUUAUGGACAAGUAACUUUAAAUGAAACAUCUGAUUUUAAGGUUAUAUUUGAUGCCUUUACAAGGAUUGCUCCAAGUGAGAUUGCCUUGGAUGAUAUUAGCCUGACAGAGGGAAAGUGUAAUGAAAGCAAUUAUGUAGAGCCAACUGCAUUUCCAAUUACCACUACUACUGCUUCAGUUCCCACUGACUGUGGGGGUCCAGUUGAACUCUGGGAGCCAAACAGUACAUUCAGCUCUGAAAACUUUCCAAACAAUUAUCCUAAUCAAGCUUCUUGUGUAUGGUACUUAAAUGCCGAAAAAGGAAAAAACAUUCAACUUCAUUUUCAGAUUUUUGAUCUGGAAAAUAUUUAUGAUGUUGUUGAAGUCAGAGAUGGCAGAGGACAAGAUUCCUUACUUUUGGCUGUCUAUACAGGAAACGACCCAUUGCCUGAUGUCUUCUCUACAACAAACCAGAUGACAGUAACUCUUUUUACGGACAAUACUUCAACAAAGAAGGGAUUUCUUGCUAACUUUACUACUGGCUACCAUCUAGGAGCUUGUGCACCUGAAGAAUAUCAGUGUCGUAGUGGAGAGUGCAUACCACUGGAUAACCUUUGUGAUAAGCUACCUCAAUGUGAAGACGGCUCUGAUGAAGAAAAAUGCAUGAGAUUGCUUAAUGGUUCUGCAAGCACUGAAGGACUGGUACAGGUCAGGAUUGGGAAGGUAUGGCACCUGGCAUGUGCAGAUGAUUGGAAUGAAAAGAUUUCAGACAGUGUGUGCCAGCAGCUGGGAUUAGGGAAUUCAAAUAUGUCAUCAACUGUAUUAUUCACUGGAGAUGGUCCAUUUGCCAACAUCACCGAAGUAGCUAAUCAGAGCCUAAUAUUUUCAAAAAAAGAACUUUGUUUAAACAACCUGGUGAUUCAUCUGCAGUGUAACAUUAAACCUUGUGGAAAACGCCUGGAAAUUGAGAACAAAGGAACAAGGAUUGUAGGUGGAAGUGAUGCCAGAAGAGAGGCUUGGCCUUGGAUUAUCUCACUUCAUUUUAAUUCCAGACCCGUUUGUGGAGCCUCCCUUGUCAAUGAGGAAUGGCUGGUGACAGCAGCACACUGCGUAUAUGGGAGACAAUUACAACCAUCUACAUGGAAAGCAGUUCUUGGCUUGUAUGACCAGUCGAAUAUGACAGACACUUUAACGGUAGUUCAAAACAUUGAUCGAAUAGUUAUAAAUCCUCAUUAUAACAAACUUACAAAAGACAGUGAUAUUGCUCUGAUGCAUCUUCAGUACAAAGUUCAAUAUACAGAUUACAUACAAUCUAUCUGCUUACCACAAAAAAAUCAACAGUUUCUACCAGGAAUUAACUGUUCCAUUGCUGGCUGGGGUGCAAUUAGAUAUGAAGGUCCCACUUCAAAUAUAUUGCAAGAAGCAGAGGUCCCUCUCAUUUUAAAUGAAAAAUGCCAGGAAUGGUUGCCAGAAUAUACUAUUACUGAGAAUAUGAUCUGUGCAGGCUAUGACAUGGGAGGAGUAGAUUCCUGUCAGGGAGAUUCAGGAGGCCCUCUGAUGUCUGAAGAUGGUAACCAAUGGGUUUUGGUAGGUGUGACAUCAUUUGGCUAUGAGUGUGCACUUGCUCAACGACCAGGAGUAUACGUUCGGGUCGCUAUGUUUGUGGACUGGAUCCAAAAAAUCAUCUACUACCUUGAUUUUCCUUAACAACAGAAAUAGAAGUUAAAACUGCAAUUAAGCCAUUGCAGAGUAAUACAGUACAGACUGGCAUUCAAAACUCAUAAUUAGGGAAUCUAAAAAAAAUAUGAUUAAAAGUCUGGUUUCAAAUUUAGGAAAGGAAAACAUUAACAACUAAAAAUUCCCUUCUUUAUCAAUUGAAAGGAAUAUUUCAAAUGAGAUAGAUUCUAUGCUUUUGUUAAUAGUUUUAGCAGUUUACUGUUUGUUUUAUAUAAGAGGUAAAUCUGCCAUCAGUCCAUGGUAUGGGAAAACAGACUAUUUGAACAUCGCUGUAUUAAAUGUGUAGUGAGGGUUUUGUAAAGUGUGGCAGGGAGGAAGGAAAGAAGGAAGGACAGAAAGAAGGAAAGAAGAAAGGGAGGGAGGGAGGAAGGAUUUUUCAAACCACAGGUGCUUUCUGAAAAAUGGUCUAAAUUGUUAAUUUUGGAAUAAAUUGUCAGAAAAAUUGUUAAUUUCAGGAUAAAUGUGAACUAUUUUUAUGAUUUUACAGUACAUUUCCCAAUGUGCAUUUUCAUUUCAAUGCACAAUCAAUUCUCAGUAACUGCCACAUAUCAAAAUGAAGGUAUGCAUUAUCUGAAACUGCAUUCAUGAGAGUUCUCUUAUCUUGCCUGUUACAAAAAGCUCUAAAAUGAAGUUUGUAGAUUGUGAAUAAUGGUUGAUCAUGUAUCAUGCUGCUUUAUAACAAGCAAGCUGAAUGGACAAUAAAAAUUAUCUCUGGUGU